This is a messenger RNA of Impatiens glandulifera, 810 nucleotides long. Its product is annotated as preprotein translocase subunit SECE1. Gene Ontology annotation, cellular component: chloroplast thylakoid membrane. NCBI's taxonomy places the organism in Eukaryota, Viridiplantae, Streptophyta, Magnoliopsida, Ericales, Balsaminaceae. Bases 96 to 623 code for a protein of 175 amino acids. The transcript has a single exon. The record is from RefSeq and is a predicted model, not a curated record.
UCCGGAUUUUCCCUCUUCCUUGCCCCUCUUUUCCAGACGGCCACACAAAUCUCUGGUUAUCCGGAAACUGUGACGGCGACACUAAAUCUGCUGCCAUGGCGCUCCGAUUCCCCACCCAGUUUCCUCUUUCUUCCUCCUCCUUUACGACCUCGCCGAAGCAGCUCUCAUUUCAACAGGUCAAACCCCAUCUUACUUUCACCCAAUCCACUUUCAGAACAACAAAACCUCGUCUGGCAAUCAAGGCCGCCGCCGCCGACGAUGACAGCUUAAAACCCACAAACGGGAAUGUCUCAGAGUCACAAACUGACAACAAUCAGCAAAAUACCCAACAAACUGGAGAAGAUCCUUCCAAAUUAGGAGAGGAGAUUCGAAAAGCCAUGAAUGAGAGAGAUAUCGCCGCCGCCGCCGCCACCGGAGGAGGAGCAGGAGACUUAUGGGGAGGAGUGGCGGAAGAGAUUAAAAAAAUAGAAUGGCCAGCAUUUGGCAAGGUGUUGGGAACGACCGGUGCUGUUAUAGGUGUCAUCGCUGGAUCAAGCUUGGUUUUGCUAACACUCAAUGCUAUCUUAGCUGAACUCUCAGACCGUGUUUUUACCGGAAAAGGUGUCCAGGAUUUCUUCAGCUGAUUGAAAUUGAAGAUCAUCAUCACCCAGAUGAACAAGAAGGGAUGAUGAAGAUGAUAAUGAUUAGAUAAAUUAUGAGUUUGUUAUGCUAGGCAUUUCAUUUGGCUACUAUGUUUAAGCUUUUGUUUGAACUUUUUGAAAGACUCAAAAAUGAUACAAAAAGUUAACCAAACUGAUUCCAAGUUCUCAU